UCAGAGAGAAAGUGAAUUAAACUGCCACAAUGACGGGAAGAGAAGAGGCUAUAGACGAGAAACCUAAGGUUAAACUGUACCCCUCAUUCGGAAUCGACAAAGCACGUCUUAAUGGAUCUGGAUUUAGGUCCAAAGGGUUUGCAAUCACAGACCUACUCGGUUUGGAGACGGAACUUCAGCCGCAUCAGUCCGGUCCUGGCGUAGGGGCCAAUGGAGAGGGACAGAGCGCGGCGGUCGGAGGAUUUGCUUUCCCGGGAGGAUCUUUGCCGCUCGGCUUGGGUUUUCUCUGCAGUUUGGCGGCUCAACAACCUCCCGGGGCCCCGUGUUUUCUACCGAGCCACAUCCCGCUCUUGCAGUCACGGACAGAGAGCCACUUCAUGCAGAAUUUGGAACAGCAACGGGAUGCCUAUUCCGAUGAUGAUUGUCUUUCCGGGGAUCGCAAUGAUGGGAAAAACUCAGGGAACUCACAAAAGAGGAAGAAACGAAGGCACAGGACUGUUUUCACCUCGCAUCAGCUCGAAGAGCUGGAGAAAGCCUUCCAUGAAGCGCACUAUCCAGAUGUUUACGCAAGAGAAAUGCUGGCUAUGAAGACAGAGCUGCCAGAGGACAGAAUACAGGUAUGGUUUCAAAACCGACGUGCCAAGUGGAGGAAAAGGGAGAAGUGCUGGGGCCGCAGCAGCGUCAUGGCUGAAUAUGGGCUGUAUGGUGCCAUGGUUCGUCACUCCAUUCCACUUCCAGAAUCCAUCAUCAACUCGGCCAAGAACGGCAUGAUGGGCUCCUGCGCUCCCUGGCUUCUAGGUGAGCCAGCAGGAAUGCAUAAAAAGUCUCUGGAAAUUUCAAAAAAGGCUCCCGGCACACCUGAAUCAACACACUCGGAUUCGUAUUCGGAGGAACACAAAGGGAAAGACAGCGACACAACAUGGUCGAGUGGAGCCAAUGGAGCAGACGACUCAGAAGACAUGGCAAUAGAUUUGUCCAGCACUUCAAAACAAGAGAGCAAAAGCACUUUGAAAAGAUCUCCAGUUCGCACAGAAGACAGCAGUGAUUCUGAGACUGAGAGUUAAAUGUGCAAGUGAAUAUGGACAAUUUUAAACACCAUGCACGGUAUAAAGAAACAAAAAGACUUUGGUUUAUACACUAUCUCACCUUUUGGCAAUGGUUUUGUUUGUCAGCUUCCCUAUGGAUUUUUUUGUUGUUGUCUGUCAAAUAUUUGAAUACUAGAGACUGUUUUAUUCUAAAUUAUGUCAUGUGUAAAAAUGAUUCAUGUAAAAAGUGUUAAAUAAUAUGUUUUAUGUUAUGUUCAUGAGAGACAUUUUCUUUUUCUCUUUCAAAAAAAUCUCACUGCAGGGUGACCACUUGUUCACCACUAUUGUGAAUGUCAUAAUAGUUUCCUAUUGUAAUAUGGUAUGUGUCUGGAGAACAGAAAGUCUAAAGAAAAUAUCUAAAGCACUUUACCUGCUGUGAUGAUGAAUGUUUUGCAUCGAUCAAUGUCAUCAACAGAGCAAUA
Molecule: messenger RNA, 1507 nt
Organism: Labeo rohita (rohu)
Lineage: Eukaryota; Metazoa; Chordata; Actinopteri; Cypriniformes; Cyprinidae
Gene: vsx1
Product: visual system homeobox 1 homolog, chx10-like
Exons: 5
Coding region: 30-1064 (344 amino acids)
Biological process (GO): regulation of DNA-templated transcription
Cellular component (GO): nucleus
Molecular function (GO): DNA-binding transcription factor activity, RNA polymerase II-specific; transcription cis-regulatory region binding
Source: RefSeq, a predicted model, not a curated record